GAUGUUACCGGUCUGGUGAUACGGGGUCGCAGAUCUAUAUAGGGCUUUUUUCUUUCCUUUGCGUUGUGCAUGUUACAUACAGGCUUCCACCACUCCCACCAACCCCUUUCACCACCAAUCCCAGCCGGUUAUUUGGGACCAGAGGUCGUUUUGUUUCGGUUUACCUUGAUUACUUUCGAUUACCUCAAUUCCUCGAUUGCAAGAUGGGAAAAUGCCCCGCUCGGUUCAGUCAUGCAAGGAUCUGGGCAUAUUGUGGGUUGGGGGGAAGUUUGGGGGGGACUGCCAUCGACGUCAGCUUGCGCCGCCGACGAGGGAGGCGAUCGUCGUUGUGCACUUUCCAUGGCUCUUCUCUCGGCCGUACCUCUGCCAUUUCCAGGUACCGAGUAACUACACCUGGCAUGCUAUUCUGGUUACCCGAUGGUCACACCGUGGACUAUGCUCCGGUACGUAACUUGACUACUGUACUCUAUGAAAAUGUACUACUCAGUAUGUCCGAACAGUGCAGUCUACGUACUCCUCCCUCCAAACACAACCCCCCCCCCAUGAUGACGAUGAAUUCAUUCGGUGGUCAUUGUAACCCCACCACCACAACUACCACCACCACCCCUUGCGUCCUCAAACGAGGGUCCAGACAACGUGGCCCGGCCGAUCAGGAAUCGCCUGACCUGAGAGCUGGAGCGAUGCUGCAACGACGAUGAUGUCGUUGAUGUCCGUGGUGCGGAGGCGCUUCUUUGGCUCUCCUUCCCUGUCCCUCCGACGUCAUAUCGCUCGACUUCUCCAGUCGCUCAUGCGAAGUCAUCGCAGUCUUUCCCU
Molecule: messenger RNA, 813 nt
Organism: Aspergillus aculeatinus CBS 121060
Lineage: Eukaryota; Fungi; Ascomycota; Eurotiomycetes; Eurotiales; Aspergillaceae
Exons: 2
Coding region: 204-698 (164 amino acids)
Source: RefSeq, a predicted model, not a curated record